UUCGAAAUAAAAGGAAUAGGAAUGCAGAUUUGACCUGGUGUUUAUUGUUUAUUUCUAUACUGGUAAACUGUGCUAAAUAAUUAAAUGGAUACAAAGCAAGAUAUGUUUGACAAUACGCAAUCUCAGUUGAUGGAUUCAUCAUGGAACACAAAUGAGACUGGUGACACUAUGAAUGAAAUUGCAUCUGAAAUUAUAGAAGAUAUUAUCUUGGAAUUAUGUUUUGAAGUUCAUCGAGCAGUGAAACUGGGCUUCUUUUUCUUGUAUGAAGACAAAGAAGUGAAUGACUGCAGGAAACCAAUUAACAAUACUGAUACCAUAUGUCCAUUCUGCCAGAGAACAGUUGAAGCAAGUGGUUAUCCUCGUCACUAUAAAAAGUGUUCUGGAGUGGGAAGACAAAGUUCUAGGCGUGCAACGAAAUCAGAUCCAAAUUAUUUUGUUGAUGAUGACAGCGAGGAAAAUGAUAGUGAUUCUAGCAGUACAAAGAGAAAAGCAAAACGAAAACAAGGAAAAAGUAACAAUGCUCGAAGAGGCACUAAAAUACACAGAAAAGAUAUUGCAGGGAGUUCUUUAACUGAGCAGUCAUCUGAUUCUGCUGUGCCCUUUGAAAAUAAAUCUUUAGAAGAAAGAAAGGAGUAUUUUAAUCGGGUGUGUGGUGUAUUUUCUGCACGUACGAAGAAAAUGUGCACGAAGUCUCCUAAAUGUCCACAGCAUACAACUGAACAAAAACUGGCAGUUCGUUCUAAGCUUUUGGGACAGACUUACAUGGCUGAGCAGUUGUCUGAUGUGCAAAUUGAUGUUGAUACUGUGGAUGAGGAAAAUAAUGCCCGUAAAUUCUGGGAUCAACCAACAAUUUCUAGAAGUCCAUCAUCAUCUUCAGCAUUUUCUCUAGGAAAGUGCUCCUAGAAAGGAAGAAAAAUCAUGAAACAGAUCCAGCCCAUUUUUGGGAGAAAAAGUGGUUGUAAGUCUACCAUUACCUUCUAUACUCCAAAUAAACAAUUAUAGUAGCAAGCAGGUAGUCAUUAGCUAAUUUUUUGGAGUUUGUGAGGUACUGUCUGUGUUAUCUAUAUUUCUGUCUGCUUUUUCAAUGGAGGCUGUUUCAGAUGACAUCUGUGUUCGAUUCUUGAUAAAAGAUUUACGCUGGAAAUUUUCUUCUGGUGUAAGAGUCUACCAUGAAUGUAAAGUUUAUUUUUUCCAUGGACUUAACUGUAUUUAUUUAAAUGUUUCUAAUUUCAAGCACAAGAAAGCUUUUAAAAUCAAGUCUUUGAGAAUUUAAAUAGUACUGAAAAUUCUUUUACAUUCACAUUUUUAUAUACUGAAUGUUUAUUGAAGUUUAGAAUAUUUUGCUAAUAUUUCACAGAUCUGUCAUUUACUCAAUAGCCUGAACUUGCUUUGCAUCAACUCAAAAAGUGGUAGAAAUCGAGGAAUUUGUACCAUACAUUAUCCAAACAACGUGCAUUCGUAUACAGCUAACUUUUUAACUGUAACUAUUCGUAUACAGCUAACUUUACCAGAAGGAUCUAAUACUUUAUUCUUUUCGUACCAUACCUGCGAACGAACAUAGUUAGUCUGAUCCAGUAGAAAUUUUACUUUGUUAGGGCAACACAUCUUUCAUGUGUUUAGUAAUAAAAUUGGAAUAAUCUUUUGCCUACAUAUAAUGCCUUUUCCAGUAGUCUGAAGUCAGUGUUUGAUACCUGAUAGAACGCCUGUUGCAAACUCAUGUAUGUGGAUGUAUAUCGCAUUUUUGUGGAGGAGAGAAGCACUGUAAACUUGUGAUUACACUGCAACCUUAAUUCUUUAGAGUUAUGAUUUAAUUAGCUUUUAGCUGUUACAUCACUGUGCAUCUCCUAUCAAGCUUAUUUCAUCUAUUAUAUUCAUGGAUUCUAUCCUUAUACAUCUUUGCUGUUCAUGCAUAUAGAUGUCAAUCUGAUGUUAUAAAACUUUUGCAGCAAUUAGACCAUCAAAUUUUCACAAGUAUUUUAAAAUGCAGCUGACAUGUCCUUUUGCCACGUGCAUUGCUUUGGAAAUGAGUUCUGGAUGUUGAUCAGAGACUUGACAGCUGAACCUAUUGUAUUGUAAAUGUAGGCUGCAUUGUUAUGUAAGAGAUCUGCAAACACAACUGCAUUGCAUCACACUGCAACAGCAUAUUUUUAGUCAUGCUUUGAUGGUUUUCAGCAGUUGUAUCAUUCUGCAUUUCCUCUUAUUCUGAGACCUUCUACCACCUAAUACAUUUCUAUAUAUUAGGUGCAAUUUGACAACUUUCAUUGCCUAUUUAAAGCUUGAUCUACUGUAUCCUGUUAACUCAAUGCAUAUUUCUUCCACAGUUUUAAUGGGAUUUUCAAGUUGGCCUGCUAUGGUUCGUGUGAAAACCACAGGUGAAAAUGUCUUCCUCUUGAUUUCAAUACAAAUCCCACUCUUUCUCUGUGCAGGGUAAAAUUGUCUUAGUGUUAAUUAUUUUGAUGAUAGAGGGCUCUACAGUGUUCAUUUUAUUUAAAAACUUUGAAUUUGUUCAUCAAAACAUUCCAGUAUUAUAGCAUGGGUUUUAUUCACCUUGAAGAAGGCAUUUUGUGAGCCAUAUAUCAUGAAAUCCUAUAAAAAAGGAACCUGGAAGAUAGUGUGCCAUGUGAUGCUUCCGGGGAAAAAAAAAAAAAAAAAAAAAGACAGAAAAAAUACAUAAACAGACUUGCAUUUGUUGUGAAGAGUGUCAGGCUGGAUUAUGUUUAUCACAUAUGAAAAAAAAAAACUUUCCAAAAUAAUAAUAAUAAAAAAAUUAAUAGUUCUAGUUUUAGUUCUAAGAUCAGUGUAAACAAACUGUAAUAUUUUAUAAAUAACAGAAACUUUUUAUCAUUUUAUAUAUUUCUCUUUUUAUAUGUAUGCUGUUUAAUAUAAACCAAGAGUAGUUUUUGAUUUUUACAAAUUUUAUAUUUUCUGUUUUAUUACAAAAUUUCUGUUAAAAAUGUUUGCAGGAAAUUGCUUAAAAGUUAAAGUAAUCUAAAAUUGGAAAUAUAAUAGUCAUUUAGCUUGCAAAUUGUACCUGUUGAAAUCACGUGUCAUAUGUAAUUAAAAACCAUAAAAAGCAGUUAAAAGUCUUGUAUUAUUUAAAAACGGUAAAAAAAUAAAUAAAUAAAAAAACUCUUAUAAAAAUUUUUAAAAAUUAUCAACUUGCAUUAAAAAAAAUCCCAUAUUUCAGAAUUGGAAAGUAUCAAAAUUAAACCAGCCGGUACAUGGAGGAUUAACUGUUGUACACUUUGUGGAUUUGAGGUCCAUAUUGCACUAGUUUUUAAUAAAGUUUUUUUGAAAGUGUGAUAAAUCUGUACUAUUCUCCAUUAUUAUAACUCAUUGUCGUUUCUCCAUUUUGGAUUUUCAUUGAAAGGGAAAGACAACAUGUAAAAUGUAAAAUUAGGGGGGGGGAACUUACAUUAGUAUGGAUGUUAAGCUAAAACUAGCAUUAAUUUAAAUCGCAAAAUUCUGAGGAUUUCUUUUUCUCCUGAAGAACAUUCACCACUUCAACCUCAAAAUAGACGGUUCUUUUUAUGUGUUGAUUGUAUUAGUGAUUAUCAACUUUGCCCUCAAAUUUGGUAGUCUGUGGCAGUUUAAGAUUGUUUGCAUGUUGCCUAAUCUUACAUCCAGAUUGGAUAUCAGUGAAUGCAUGAAAUCAGACUCGGUGCUAGAUAUUUUAUAUCAGCAGGGCUGGACAUACCUUUUUAGUAAUAGCAAAAUUUUUGGUAUAAUUUUAGUGCACACUUCUAUAAACACACAGUAUAUGAAAUGUUUAUUUCCUUUUCUUGGUUCAGGAGUUUACUGAACAAAUUGCUGACUUUCUAUUAUUUAAGUUAUUGAUUAAAUUGUAUAGUAGUUAAAAAUUAUUUUGGACCAUUUUGUGUAAUGUCUCUGAGGAUGUAUAAUGUUGCUAAAAAUAUUUUGUAUUCAAUUUUCCAUUGUAUAUUAUGUAAUAUUGCUUUAUCUUUAAUAAAAUAUAUACUUAUA
This is a messenger RNA of Stegodyphus dumicola, 3984 nucleotides long. It is a transcript of the gene Sgf11, whose product is annotated as SAGA associated factor 11kDa. Gene Ontology annotation, cellular component: DUBm complex; SAGA complex. The record is from RefSeq and is a predicted model, not a curated record. Gene Ontology annotation, molecular function: transcription coactivator activity. Gene Ontology annotation, biological process: regulation of transcription by RNA polymerase II; positive regulation of DNA-templated transcription. Lineage: Eukaryota; Metazoa; Arthropoda; Arachnida; Araneae; Eresidae.